This is a messenger RNA of Stomoxys calcitrans (stable fly), 712 nucleotides long. RefSeq lists its product as uncharacterized. The record is from RefSeq and is a predicted model, not a curated record. NCBI's taxonomy places the organism in Eukaryota, Metazoa, Arthropoda, Insecta, Diptera, Muscidae. The transcript has 3 exons. The coding region runs from base 47 to 607 and encodes 186 amino acids.
UCAUUAAAAUUAAAUUUGGAUUUUUCAUUAUUUUUCUAAAAUUAGCAUGGCUCUAUUUUACCAGACCAUGCUAAAAUCAAAGUCAAAGUUCUAUAAACCAUAUCGAAUACAAGCCGCAAAAAGGAAUUUUGAUUUGGAAAUACACAAUGUAACCUGUACAAAAUCUGAGGAUGUUAUAAAGCGUUUCGACUGCAACUGCAAAAUGAUUUCGAAAGGACGUUUUUCAUCAAAUUUGUUUCUUAUGUUGUCCCGCACAUUGGACAAGAGAGCAGAAUUGCAUCUUUUAGCUACAUUUAUCCCCAAUAAAGGAGUCAAGUCCAUCAAAUUUAUGGACAUCAAAUUGAAUAUUUGUACCAUCUUAAGCCAAAUCAGCCGUGUGCCCUUGAUUAAGAACCUUAUGGCAGAAGUGCGGAGAAAAGGCAAUCUGCCUUACGAAUGUCCCGUUAAGGGGGACUUUUUGUAUUCGUUGCUUAAUUAUACUUCAGACGCUUCCCUACUGCCUCCCUAUGCCCCUAUUUUAAAAUAUAACUUUACCUUGACAACUUUUGAAAACAACAGAAAACUUGGAUAUUUGCAUAUAUCGGGUGCACUUGUUCCAAGAACCUGAGAAGUUUUCCCUAAAACUUUUAGUGUUGUGUGUGUAUUUUUUUUUUCAAAUGUAGCAAAAUAAAUGUGAAUUUAUUGAAAAGUGAAUAAAAUUACUUGAAAAUGG